Malurus melanocephalus (red-backed fairy wren) is the source of this 7527-nucleotide messenger RNA. RefSeq names its product inositol polyphosphate-5-phosphatase D (gene INPP5D). NCBI's taxonomy places the organism in Eukaryota, Metazoa, Chordata, Aves, Passeriformes, Maluridae. The transcript has 28 exons. The record is from RefSeq and is a predicted model, not a curated record. Gene Ontology annotation, biological process: phosphatidylinositol dephosphorylation. Bases 190 to 3852 code for a protein of 1220 amino acids. Gene Ontology annotation, molecular function: phosphatase activity.
AGGGAUAUGUCAUGCUCACUCUCUGAGCUGUGUGAGUUGAGGAAGUUGUCCGUGGCUGAGUUUCCUUUCUCUCUCUGUGCUAUUGAAACAGGAAGCUGGUGAGCUGAAGCUCGCUGAUCGUUACACACAGACACACAGGCGGCUCUGGCAGCUCCUGUGUUGGCAUUCAGGUUUCCUCCAGCUCCAGCGAUGGAUCAGUGCUGGUACCACGGCAACAUCACUCGCUCCAGAGCGGAAGACCUGCUCUCCAAAGUAGGCAAGGAUGGCAGCUUCCUCGUGCGGGCCAGUGAAUCAAUUGCUUCGGCAUAUGCGCUCUGCGUUCUGUACCGAAAUUGUGUUUAUACCUACCGAAUUCUGCCCGAUAAAGAAAAUAAGCUAAUUGUCCAGGCAUCAGAGGGCGUUCCUGUGAAGUAUUUUCAGAACUUGGAGGAACUGAUAGAAUAUUACAAAAAGGAGUACAUGGGUCUGGUAUGGCACCUCAAAUAUCCAGUGCCACGGGAAGAGGAAGAGGCUGCUGAUGAGCUGGAGGAUGAUGCUGACCCCCUGGUACCCACACCUCCUCUCCUGCCCCCACGCAACAUCCUCAUGGCACUGCCAAGCGGUGAGACAAAAGAGGUUUCUUCUCUCCCCGAAAAUGCCCGGGUGGCAGAUGUGAAUAAACUGUCCCUUUCUGAGACACUGCUCCAACGACUGCAGCACCAGGACACAAGCAGUGUCUCUGAUGAGCAUCUUAAACUCAUCCAGGACUACCUGCGAGUCCACAUCAUCAGUGACUUUGAGAUCGUGCAGACUGGCUCAAUCAAUCUUCCUCAACUGAAGAAAUUACUUACAGCUCUUUGCAAGGGACUCUUCAGUGAGGCCUCGAGGACUCUCCCAUCUCUAGAGUCCAUCCAGAAGGUGUUUGAGCAGCAGCUGCACCCCGGUGCCCAUCAGCGCUCCCAGAUCUUCGGUGAAGCAAGUCCACUCAAUAUUGUAUUGAAACUCAACCAGCUGAUUUCUUUGUUGUCUUCUAUUGAAGAAAAGGUGAAAACACUGUUGAUUGAAGGUCCUGAUUCAACACACCGGCGCUCCCUAAUCCCCCCUGUCACUUUUGAGGUGAAAGCUGACUCCCUAGGAAUUUUCUCAAAAAUACAACUCAAAGUGGAUGUGGAAAUGGGAAAACUGAUUAUCAAGAGAUCUAAGGAUGGUCCAGAAGACAAGUUUUAUAGCCACAAGAAAAUCUUGCAGCUCAUCAAGUCCCAGAAGCUUCCAAACAAGCUGGUGAUUGUUCUGGAAACAGAAAAAGAAAAAACACAGCGGAAAGAAUAUAUUUUUUCUGAUUCCAAGAAGAGAGAAGGGUUCUGCCAGCUUCUGCAGCAGAUGAAGAAUAAACACUCGGAGCAACCAGAGCCGGAUAUGAUCACCAUCUUCAUUGGGACAUGGAAUAUGGGUGCAGCCCCAGCCCCAAAGAAGAUCACCUCCUGGUUCCUCUCCAAGGGGCAGGGGAAGACUCGUGAUGACACUGCUGACUACAUCCCUCAUGACAUCUAUGUGAUUGGCACCCAGGAGGACCCCCAGGGGGAGAAGGAAUGGCUGGAGACUCUUAGGCAAUCUCUUCAGGAAAUCACCAGUAUUAGCUUCAAAGUGAUAGCCAUCCAUACCCUCUGGAAUAUCAGGAUUGUUGUCCUGGCCAAGCCAGAACACGAGAACCGCAUCAGCCACAUCUGCACAGCCAAUGUGAAGACAGGCAUCGCCAACACACUGGGUAAUAAAGGAGCAGUUGGGGUGUCAUUCAUGUUUAAUGGAACCUCCUUUGGGUUUGUUAACAGCCAUUUGACUUCAGGAAGUGAAAAGAAACACAGACGCAACCAGAACUACACGAACAUCCUCCGCUUCCUGACACUGGGAGAUAAGAAACUGAGUCCAUUUAACAUCACUCAUCGCUUUACUCACCUUUUCUGGCUGGGAGAUUUGAACUACCGUGUGGAACAGCCCCCGACGGAAGCAGAGAAUAUUAUCCAGAAGAUCAGGCAGCAGCAGUAUUCGGAGCUACUGGCUUUCGACCAGCUUCUCCUCGAGAGAAGAGACCAAAAAGUGUUCCUGCAGUUUGAGGAAGAGGAGAUUACUUUUGCUCCAACCUACCGCUUUGAGAGAGGCACCCGGGAGAAGUACGCUUACACCAAGCAAAAAGCUACAGGGAUGAAGUACAAUUUGCCAUCCUGGUGUGAUCGAGUUCUCUGGAAAUCCUACCCCAUGGUGCAUGUUGUGUGUCAGUCCUAUGGUUGUACCACUGACAUCAUGACAAGUGACCACAGUCCUGUGUUUGCCACUUUUGAAGUGGGAGUCACCUCACAGUUUGUUUCCAAGAACGACUCCAAAUACACAGAUUCCCAAGGGGAGAUAGAGUUCCUGCACUGCUACGCUACUUUGAAGACCAAGUCCCAGACCAAGUUCUACAUUGAGUUUCACUCUAGCUGCUUAGAAAGCUUUGUAAAGAGCCAGGAAGGAGAAAAUGAGGAUGGGAACGAAGGGGAGCUUGUGGUAAAGUUUGUCGAGGCACUUCCAAAGCUGACUCCAAUCAUUUCAGACCCAGAAUACCUACUGGAUCAACAUAUCCUGAUCAGCAUUAAGUCAUCAGACAGYGAUGAAUCCUAUGGGGAAGGCUGCAUUGCCUUGCGGAUAGAAGCAACAGAAUCCUUAGCCCCUAUCCAUACUGUGUUGACACACCAUGGAGAGAAAACAGGGGUCUUCCAAGGUGAAAUCAAGUUACAAACGUCACAAGGAAAACAGAGAGAGAAACUGUACGAUUUUGUCAAGAUUGAACGUGAUGAAAUCACUGGUCAGAAACCAAAGAACAUCAGCAAUUUAGACCCUAACAAAGACUGGGAUCAGACGAACAGACAAAGGGCAAGUGGAAAGUCAAAGUCUACUCAUCUGAUGGCCAGAGAGGCAGCAGCCAUUGCUCGCUACUGGGGGAGCGCUGUCCCUUCUCUUGACAGCCUGGGAAAGGAGGAUAUCUUACGCUCCACCCCCACAGACAUCAGCAACCCCAAUUACCUGGGCAUGGCUGCCUUCUCUCAGCAGCCCUCUGCAACCUACCAGCUUAAGCAGACACCUUCACCAGAGCAGCCACCUUCUCUCUGGAACUAUGAGCAGCAGCCCAAAGAGAGCACCUCYCUAAUGGGGCAGAGUCAGUCAUCUUCCACAUCACCGUCCUUGUCACCUCUAUCUCCAAAAGCAUCCCUCCAGCCUACAGUAAACAGAAGCAUCUGUAGUCGAAGUCAAGACUACCUGCUACCUGAUGUGGGGAAAUCCAUGGCAGAGCCUGUGCUUCAGGAGGAGGGGCAGCAAAAGCCAGAGAUGUUCGAGAAUCCGCUGUAUGGCUCCAUGGGCUCCAAGGGCAAGGUGGCCCUCAAGAAAGAGCAGGAAUAYCCCAAGGCCCUGUGGAAAGAGCAGCUGCCACUGCUUGAACAGAGCUGUCAUCUCACAAAACCACAGGAGCCUGAGUGCAGCAAGACCUCUAGCAAACAGCCAUCGCCACCUUUCCUGGUGCCCACACAGCGAUUCCGGUCCUACACCUGCUCCAGCCAAUCAGAAGAAAAGAAUAUAGGAGAAAAGAGCCAAGGCAAACCAAAGGUGACAACACCAUUGGAAAAUUCUGCACCACUCAAAAAACUCGUGAAGCCAUCAAGGGCUGAAGUCAGCCCAAGCAUCCAGGGACAGCAGAACAAGCCGCCCCUUCCCUCCAAGAGCCGGGCAGUUCUGGACAUGCAGAACUCCAAGGGCCGGGACUAUCGGGACAGUUCAGAGCUGCUGCACUCUGGGAAGCACCGGACAGAGGAGGGCGCAGUUAGCCGGACAACCACACCGUGAAUAUGACACAGAAGCUGAUGGUACCCUAGGAGGAAUCCUGAUAUGAAGAAUGAUGGAGAUUACUGCUUUGUUCACACUGAUGUCCUCUGGUCUGGUUCUAAAAACACUGGGAAUUUUGUUUUUGGGCRUGUAGCCCUCCCAAUGAUUACGAAAAUGUUCUAGUUGAGAAGUUUGUUAUAUGUUGCUCAGAYCAAGAGAGGUCAGGACCACAACACCAAAUGCAAGUUAUUCUUUUGAGUGUCACUUUGGUGUUUCCAUAAAGAGGCACGUGGCCAAGUACAUGCAUUAGUAAAUGUUUUGAAAAAAAGGAAGGUACGGUACAAGGACUAGGAGAUGGAAGGGGUGGAUUGAAAGAACUCCCUUCCUACAAAAGCAAAAUUUCUAUUUUGUGUUACAGGAUUCCCMUUAAAGAGUCAUAUGUAAAAGAAAGCAUCUUAAAAGCGGUACAGCUCCAAAAGCAUGUCCUAUCCAAGAAACAAGGAAGUCAGGGAGGGUGGGGAGAGUUUGAAUAGCAGAUACUGAUGCAGGUCACACACUCUCAGUGGAGCCAGCCUGGAGCUUGAGGCUGCAUCCCUGCACCACCCAGGGGACGCAGCAWGUGAGGGCUGGCCCAUGGCACUGCCACUCUUUUUCCUUCGAGCAGGUGCUGCUUUGAUACACCAACAAACAGGGUGUUUGUUGGGAACAGGGAACACCAGAAUCACAGGCAGAAUCAGGGGAAGAGACAGUGUCCAUGGCAGCCCAGGAGURCACUGCUUGGAGAGGCAGAGAGCAGCUCCCCAGMCUGUCUGGCAGCAAGCACUCCACUUUGGAGGACGCUGGCCAGCUGGUUUUGGAGCAUUCUUAACAGAUUAAUGCUGACCUUACUGCACACUUUUGUUCAUUGACUGAGAAUGAAUAAUGUUAAUAUGCUCAUCUCUGUUACAUUCAUGUUAAGUAUUAAUGCUGCAGUUGCUAUUAGGCUAAGCCUGUUGUGACUUAAUCACUGCUAUUGUUUCCAUGUUGAUUACUUAAAAAUAAUAAAAUAGUCCCCUUUCUGAUCAUUCUUUAUGGAAAAUUCAGAACUGUUUGUUACAUGAUUCAGCUUUAGGUGCAUGUUACACCAGCUUGCUCAGUGACAGUGAUGCCRGAYGAUUUUUGUCUUUCCUUUUUAUGURCCCUUUUAUAUAUUUUUAUACCCUUUUAGACAUUUCUUUASCCUUUAUGUACCCCUUGUACCCCUUAGCCUGCAUGAUUGUAAUUCCUGUAACCUGAUAUUCYGGKUUAAUUUAGGAGUUUGGCCAGGCAGAAAGACCAAACAUCCUCAGGAAGGGGUCAGCGUGCCCUGUGCCAUCUUAAACCUGAGGCUCCAGCCUUGGGGUGAAAMCUUCUGUCUGGAACAUCCUGUGUAAACUGGGCUCUGGCCUCAUCUGGGGGGGAUUCAUUAGAAYAGGGGGACAUUACUGCAUUUGUUAAGUUUCUUAUUGGGGAAUCCUAGACAGAUAUGCUAAUUUCUGWAAUCUAUAAAACUUGUAUCUGUGCUAUACACGAUGUACAUUUUCCAUUGAGCUAUGCACUUGGGAUCCCAAAUACCGAGGUAAAACCCUUUUAUCCCCUUUAUYGGGUCUGUGCCWUUAUUGAAACUGGCCAAUCAAGGCAACAACAGUAGUCUCUGCCCAGAGAAAAUACCACAGGCACUGAGGAGAGAAGGGAAGUAWCAAGGACUGAGGAUACAUCUGUCUGUGUGCACAGACCCUUUGUGGAUACAGCUGGUUUGAAAACUACAGCACCUGUUGGCAGGUACAGUUACUAAUUGUAUGAGUGUAUAAAAGGUACAGUAAUUUUACUGGAGCAGAAGAGGCCAAGCACAGGCUUGUGAGAAUGGGUGGAAGAGGACAACCUGUAGAUAGAAACCUUUUAAGUGGAGAUGGUUUUCUUACCAUGCAGCUUGGAGUUUCAAGGCAUCAUUAAUGAAGCACCUAGCUCUCUAACCCUCAAAUCAGCAAGAAAGACCAUGAGCUUACAUUCCUCCUGCUCUAUUCACCAGAACCCUCUCUGUGUAAUUCCCAUAGUUCAGUGGCUCUGGUAUUUCCCUGGCSCUGGUGAGCAUUUCACUCUUCCAGGUUGCAGAAGAACUUGUGUGGCCACAAAGUAAAAUCUCCCUGGAGCAGGUGAGCUUUCUGUCUGAUACAGUGAGUUAGAUCCGUUUCCAGUAAUUCUGGGCUGUGUUCUUCUAUUUGUGGAGAUGGAAACAGGACAAGCUUUCUAUUAAAAAAAAAUAUAACUUCCCAACAAUGAGACAAGCUCAGAUUUUUUAUUUUUAUCCCUGACUCCCUAAACCAUAAAAAAGAAAGUUUAGAUACAAAGUAAAUAUAGAUUUCUGUUUAAACAUUCUCCUGAUUGGGAAUGCUGCUUAAAUUGUGCACAGAUUUGCAGACAAACAGCGUUUGAGAACUCUGGACCUGCUAAGGCAUAAAAAUCCAUCCAGGUAUUUGAUUUGGCAUGUCCUUUAGAGAGGCGUGUUGCUGGGGRAGAAGAGAAACUCUAUGCUAAGUUUCCAAGAGAAAAAAAAUACAUUCCUAUUGCUAUGCAAAAAAUGCAUUGACUACUCACUUGGGGUUCCAAAGACAGUCUGAUAGAAUGAUGGCAAAUGCCAUCAGGCUUUGUUCAAGUGGACAGUGUUCAAAAGAAGGCUCUGUAAAGAGCUUGCUGAAGCCUCUGCAGGUGAGAGACUUCUGCGGUGAACAGCUUAGAUAUGGGGUGGAGGAGAUGUGGGACAAGUGGUGAGAACACUACACAGUACUUGUCCCUGUGGACAGACUGGCUGUGCCUUGGAAUGGUAGAGGUGGUAAAACCAGUUGGGAGCUUGGCAGAUGUGAAUAUCAGAAAACUGAAUUUAACAAGUAAGUCUGGUGCUUCUGUUUGUUUUAUUUAAUUUUCAUUUYUGUCACAAAGCCUCUAAGAUUAUAUCUACUGUUUUUGCUGCCCAUGCCUYGAACCACAUGAAAGCAGGACUGACCAUAAGCUGCUACUUUCUCUGACAUCCUUGAACCUGAGACUAUCUUGCCAAACCAUGUGCAUUUCUCUGUCCUCUCUGCUGUUGUCCAGUUAAGUUGGUACACACAAAGCAAAAGACAUGAACUGAAGCAUAUGAAUUGUCCAAAAAGGUACUGAUUUCCCUCAGAUGUAUUAUCUAUCCAUAACCUUCUGACRUCCUUUAAGUUCUUAAAAUAGAUGAAGUCUUUUUGUGCUUAUUUCCAUGGGGACCCAGCUGUCAAAAAUGCCUUAAGUUCCCAGCUACAGGAUGUAAUGCUGCAGAACACAGUAAAUUUUAAACCAUCCAUUUCCUGCCUGCACCUGUUGCACCUAACACCAGUUUCCUUGUCCUCUCAGSAUUACAAAUCACCACAGGGCACCGUUAAGCCUUUUCUUAAGAUGUUGUUGGGCAAUACAUUUCCUUCCUCGAAAAGGUGGGAUCUUAGAAAAAAUGGCUCAAGGAAGAAGAAAAAMAGAAGGAAAAAGAAAUUAAGGYGAGUUWCUCACUCCAAAAUAGCAAGGGGAAAAUUUKGAUGUUAGAAACGGUGUUGCUUAAGCCUGUAAUCUGCUGGAACCAAGCACCCUUUUCCUGUACUGUUUAAAAGUAGCAAUUUAGUCACUAUCUUCCCACUUGUUUUUAAAAUGAAAGGUUGCUAAAAU